This is a messenger RNA of Micropterus dolomieu (smallmouth bass), 3927 nucleotides long. It is a transcript of the gene cntnap1, whose product is annotated as contactin associated protein 1. The record is from RefSeq and is a predicted model, not a curated record. Bases 1 to 3927 code for a protein of 1308 amino acids. NCBI's taxonomy places the organism in Eukaryota, Metazoa, Chordata, Actinopteri, Centrarchiformes, Centrarchidae. The transcript is spliced from 24 exons.
AUGACUUGCAAAAUACUGAGCAUAUGCCUCUUAUUUUUGGGUUUUCAACAUUGCUCCUCACGAGAAUGUGUUGAUCCACUGGUCUCCGGGCUCUAUGCCUCCUCCUUCCUGGCCUCGUCCAGAUAUAACUUUCUUUACUCUGCCAAUUUUGCCAAAUUAUAUGGCAGCAGCGGCUGGUCCCCAUCCCCCAGGGACAGACAGCCAUGGCUGCAGAUAGACCUGCACAGGAAGUAUCGACUGGUGGCCAUUGCCACCCAGGGGACCUUCAACUCAUAUGACUGGGUCUCAAAGUACACCCUGCUCUAUGGAGAUAGGCCAGACUCCUGGACGCCGUACAUCAUGAAAGGAGGAAACUCUACACUGCCUGGGAACUGGAAUUAUUAUCAGGUGAAGAGGAAUGUUUUCCAUUACGCCUUUACUGCUAAACACAUUCGUCUGCUGCCUCUGGAGUGGAACACAGAGAAUGGAGGGAAGAUCGGUGUGAGGCUGGAGCUAUUUGGCUGCCCUUAUGAUUCCUAUGUGCUACAGUACAAUGGGGAUGACUCAGUGGUCUACAUGUACCCAGGAAAAAGGUCUCGUACACUACAAGACCAUAUUGCCAUAAACUUCAAGACUCUGGAGCAGGAUGGUCUACUAUUACAUAGUGAGGGGAUUCAAGGAGACCUCUUCACCCUUGAGCUCAAGAGAGGUCGUCUUUACCUGCACAUCAGCCUAGGAAGCAGUGUAAUACACAAAGUUAAUGGUCGAACUACACUGACUGCUGGCAGCCUUCUUGAUAAUCUACACUGGCACUAUGUCACCAUCAAGCGCUAUGGUCGACAGGUGAACUUCACAGUGGACAGUCAGACAGUGUCAGCCAUCUGUAACGGAGAGUUUACACACCUGGAUCUUGAUACACAGUUAUAUGUAGGAGGUGUUAUAGAGCAAAAUUUGCCUCACUUGCCAACCACACCAAAUUUCCGGGGCUGCCUGGAGAACGUCUUCAUCAAUGGCAUCAACAUCAUUGACAAGACACAGAGAGAAGAAUCUGACAUCCGCAUCCCACGAAAGAAAAAGAUGCAUUUUGCUUGCAGGGACAUUCUGCUCAAACCAAUGACUUUUGCUGGGCCCAACAACUAUCUGCAGGUACCGGGCUUCUUCAGGAGGCCUCGUAUGUUUGUCAAGUUCAAGUUUCGGUCAUGGGACUACACAGGGUUGCUAAUGUUCACGCGAUUUGCGGAUGACCUGGGUGCCCUUGAGCUGGGGCUAAGCGAGGGACAGAUCAACGUCACUAUAUUCCAGCCUGGCAAGAAGAAACUCCAGUUUGCUGCAGGAUACAGGCUAAAUGAUGGUUACUGGCAUACAGUGGAUUUGGCAGCCAGAGACAGCCUGCUGACCCUCACAAUUGAUGAGGAGGAAGGCUCUCCCCUAAAGAUCACCAACCCUUUUACAAUUCGGACAGGAGACCGCUACUUUUUUGGAGGUUGUCCGAAAACCAAUAACACAAUAAGGAAGUGUGAGACCAAGCUGAACCGCUUCCAUGGUUGCAUGCAGCAUAUCUUCAUAGACAAUGAACAGCUUGAUAUCGAUAUUAUUCUGCAACGACAGUGGGGGCGCUAUGCUGAGUUGUUGUUGGGUACAUGUGGUAUCACUGACAGAUGUACUCCAAAUCCAUGUGAACAUGAAGGCAGAUGCAUCCAGUCCUGGGAUGACUUUAUAUGUCUGUGUGAGAAUACAGGUUAUAAAGGAGAAGUGUGUCACAUGUCGGUUUAUAAAGAGUCAUGCGAGGCCUACAGACUCAGCGGCAAGUAUUGGUCUGGAAACUACACCAUCGAUCCUGAUCUCAGUGGACCGCUGAAACCAUUUGAAGUGUACUGCAAAAUGAAGUCAUAUAAAGCUUGGACAGUGAUUAUGCAUGACCGUGUGGAUGGUACCAAGGUGAGUGGGAGUUCAAUAGACCGGCCCUAUAUAGGAGAUGUCAACUACUGGAAUGCCUCCUGGGAUGAAGUCACUGCUCUAGCCAACACUUCAAUGUACUGUGAGCAGUGGAUUGACUACUCCUGCUACAAGUCCCGUCUCCUCAACACACCCAAUGGAAGACCUUUUGGUUACUGGAUUGGCCGUAACAAUGAGAGUCACUAUUACUGGGGAGGAACAUUCAGAGAGGUCCAGAAGUGUGGCUGCGCUAUCAACCAAACCUGCACUGAUCCCAAGUUUCAAUGCAACUGUGAUGCUGACUAUAGACAAUGGUACUCCGACAAGGGCUACUUGGACUUUAGAGACCAUCUGCCUGUGAGAAAGGUAGUAGUCGGGGACACCAACAGGACCGGCUCAGAAGCACAGUUCACCGUUGGGCCCCUCCGCUGCCAUGGGGACAGAAACAUCUGGAACACCAUAGCCUUCACCAAACCCACCUACAUAACUUUCCCCACCUUCAGGCCUGGCUCCAGCGCUGACAUCUCCUUCCACUUCAAAACCUAUCGUGACCACGGCGUCUUCUUAGAGAACUCUGAUGACCAACUUCGAAACUUCAUACGGAUAGAGCUGAAUACCACCCAUAACCUCGUGUUUGUAUUUAUGGUUGGUGAUGGCAUCAUAAAUGUGACACUACGCUCCCCUGUGCCUCUCAAUGACAAUGAGUGGCACUUUGUUCAGGCUGAGAUUAAUGUGAAGCUGGCCCGCAUCAAGGUUGAUUAUCAGCCUUGGGCUGUUACGCGCUUUCCAGGUCAGACCUUUGUCACCAUGAAGUUUACACAUCCUAUCCUAGUAGGUGCAGCCAACCGCACCCUGAGACCUUUCUUGGGGUGUCUUCGAGGGUUACGGAUGAACGGUGUUCCUCUUGAUCUAGAGGGUAAAGUAAAUGAAGAACAGGGUAUAAGGAGGAACUGUACUGGACAGUGCCUCAAUGCUACCAUACCAUGCCGAAACAGUGGCCAGUGUAUUGAGGGCUAUGCUUCCUACACUUGUGACUGCAACAACACAGCUUUUGAUGGUUUCUACUGCCAUAAAGACAUCGGAGCCUACUUUGAGAUUGGCUCGUGGCUGAGAUACAACAUACGAAAGAAGCCUAUUUCAGAUGAAGCAGCAUGGGCCAACUGGAUCGACCCGCAUUACGACAACUUCAGCCUUGGUUACAAUGACACAGCAGAUGACAUAGAGUUCAGUUUCAGCACUGUUCACACGCCAGCUGUGUUGCUCUACAUCAGCUCCUUUGUCCAAGACUAUAUUGCUAUCAUCCUUAAGAAUGAUGGUAGUGUAGAUCUGAGGUAUAAGCUGGGUCUCAUAACACACAAGUACCAGCUGACUCACCGAAACCUGGCAGAUGGAUACCCCCACUACGUCAACAUAACCAGACACAACAGAACAAUCAAAACACAGGUGGAUUACAUGGAGCCCAUUGUGGAAAAAAUAACCUUAGUGGAGGACGCCAGGUUUGAUUCUCCAAAGUCAAUGUUCCUAGGGAGAGUGAUGGAGGUUGGUGAUAUUGACUAUGAGAUCCAGAGGCAUAAUGCUCCAGGCUUCAUAGGCUGCAUAUCUGGGGUGAGAUACAAUGUCUAUGCCCCUUUAAAGGCCUUCUUCCGUCCAAAUGAAACAGACCCUCCAGUAACGACACAAGGCUAUGUGUCUGAGUCCAACUGUGGGGCCUUCCCCCCUGUCCUGGGUUAUGUACCAUGGGAGGUAGACCCUUGGUUUACUGGCAUAGAGUAUUUUUAUAUCCAUGAUGACCUAGGCCUGUUUUGGAUAACGGUCAUUGUCAUCCUGGCGUUGCUGCUGCUCUUUGGAGGGCUGUACAGCAUCUAUGUCUAUGCGUAUCAGCAGAAGGGCAGCUACCGCACCAAUGAACCUAAGAACCUGGAGUCCCCCAGCAGUUCCAGGCCGCUGACGGAGACCCUGAGGCGAGAAAAAAAGAACCUCCCACAAAUUGAAGAGGAGUUCAGGAGCGACUAG